Molecule: messenger RNA, 3155 nt
Organism: Oncorhynchus mykiss (rainbow trout)
Lineage: Eukaryota; Metazoa; Chordata; Actinopteri; Salmoniformes; Salmonidae
Source: RefSeq, a predicted model, not a curated record
AACGAGUGCUUUAAAAAGAUGCACAAUGUUCCGUCCAUCAGUAACAUCUGGUCAUCAGACCGGUGCUACUGUGACAGUCUCCGCUUUGCCGACGCACACUUUCUCCAUCUCCGGGGAGGACAGAAAUCAAAGUUCUUAAUUCUUUAUUGUAGCUUCAGCCAAAAUCACGAACAUGCCCAGCAAAAGGAAGAAGAACAAGCGCCGCAUGAGGAGGGUGCAGGCCCAGAGGAAAGUCCUUGAGGAGCAGCAUGUUGCUGGCACUGGCAAAGGGACCCCAGGAGUGGCUGCUGUGGCGGCCCCCCCUGUUAAAGUCAAAGAAGUGGCAAAGUGUCCAAAGCUUGUCCCCAUACAGACUCGAGUAGUAAACGUCCCCGUUGUAGCGCUGCUGGCUCCAGUCGAGGUACCGGAGCCGAAACCUAUGGUGGCGGCAUUAGAGGCUGAAGUGGUGGCAGCAGAGGUUGAAGUUGAGGCGCCAGUCGAAGCUCCAGUAGAGGCUGAUGAAGCCACAUUGGAGGUCGAAGCCCCAAUUGAAACCCCAGAUGUGGUCGACGGCCCAGUUGAAGCCCCAGAAGAAGUCCCAGUUGUAGAAGUCCCAGCAGAAACUGCAGUGGGGCCACCUACAGAAAAAACUGCAGUGGGGCCACCUACAGAAGAAACUGCAGUGGGGCCACCUACAGACGAAACUGCAGUGAGGCCACCUACAGAAGAAACUGCAGUGGGGCCACCUACAGAAGAAACUGCAGUGGGGCCACCUACAGAAGAAACUGCAGCAGUGCAGGAGGUUGAAGAAAGCUUCAUUCCAAAGACGGAGCUAGUAAUGGAGGCCGCAUCCAUCCCUGAGGCUCCCGUGUCAGCUCCUGACCAAUUUGAGACACAUGACGAGCCGUUGUUGAAGGCCGAAGUGGAGGCUGAAAUAGUUGCCAAGGUCCAAGCGGAGGUCGAGGCAGUAGUCGAGCCAGAAUCCGGGCCCGUGGUCGAGGCCGUAGCUGCCCCAGUAGUGGAAACUGAAGAGGUGGUGAUCGACACAGAGGACAGUCCUGAGGUUGAAGCUGAGGUCAUUCCUAUGGUCAACGCAGAUGCCAUUCCUGAAGAAGUUGAAGUAGAGGAGGCCCCAGUCGUCACAGAGGAUGAGCCUGUCACGACAGAGGCACCUGAAGAGGUUCCAGUUGAAACAGAAAUUAUCCCAGAAACGCUGUCAGAGCCCGUGGUAGCCCCAGUUCAUGAAGCCCCCGUAGCCAACGUCGCUCCCUCAGAGCCCCUUGUAGAGGCUAAAGAGGGAAUUGAAGCCCAGAUGGAAAUCAAAUCCAAAAAGGACGCCACGGAUGAGAAUACUGCCCUGGAUGUCCUCUCUGGACAUUUCUCAGCCCCCCAGCCUGUCAUCUCAGAACUGCAGUGUCACACGCAGCUCGCCUCUGCGCCCGUAGAGCUCGCCUCCGUGGAUAUCCCAGCAGAGGCAGCAUUGAAUGGACAUACUGCAACUGAGGUGGCCAUUGAGGGAUAGAUCUCUGCAGAUUUCCUCAGUCAGUAUGGAGGACUGAAGAGAGCCUCACGGGAGCCGACCAGCAAAUUUGACUUUUCAAUAUUUAGGGCUUCAAGGGACCGCCGGGAAUUUAUUAACAUCCAACACUCAGUGCCUUUCCUGCUUAGGUUCUCACCAAAAGAAAAUCAAACAAACACAUUUUAAUGCGGCAUCAAGGCGGGGGAAUAAGAGUCUUUGGAUCAGAAUGUGAAUAUUUGGAAUGAACAAAUUAUGGCUUCUUUCAUAGAUUUUCUGUAUCGUAAUGCAUGUAUUGUGGAUUUGCAUCGAUUGUAAAUGGCAUACAUUGUGUAUGGAUACUGUAAAGUUAAUGAAUGUGGAAAUUACUUGUCUUCGCAUUUGGACCAUGUUUGUAUGGAUGGGAGGGGUAUUUCCUUGUACGUGUUUUCUACAUGCUGACUACACCGGGCACGAGCGUGUGUCUGCGUGCUCCAUCACAUGCAUGCUGAUUUUGUCCAUCCACACCAGACGCGAUCAGGACAUGCGCGUUGAAAUAUCAAAACAAACUCUGAACCAACUAUAUUAAUUUGGGGACAGGUUGAAACACAUGAAACAUUCAUGGACAUUUAGCUAGCUAGCUCGCUGUUGCAAACUAAUUUGUUCUGGGAUAUAAAUAUUGGGUUGUUACUUUACCUGAAAUGCACAAGGUCCUUUUUUCCCCUGGAUCUUUGUAGAAUUUUGACCCAUUUUGAGUAACACAAAAUCGUGUGUCCUCUACUCCGACAAUUAAUCCACAGGUAAAAGUGGAAACCUAGUUAGUUUCUAGUAAUCUCUCAUUCUUCAGUCUUCUUCUGUGGACUUUAUAUGGCGGUUGGUAACCAACUUUAAGGUGCAUUACCACUAUCAACUGGACUAGAGUGUCGAUCUCAGUUCUGCUUUCAAUCACCCGCUUGGGUCUAUACUCCUAAAAACCAAUGAGGAGUUGGGAGAUGCAGGACUUACAGCGUGUCACGUGCCAAAAAUAAAACCAAGUUAUAUUUUAGCGCCUUGCUACGCAGACGCUUGCGAGCAGUUUGGAUGAUUGAAUAGCAUACCCAUCCUCUUCACUGUGCACUGACAAUGUGUCUACAGUCCUGUUGGAGAAAGUCUGCCCUGGGCAAUGAGAAAGGGUGUGAAGUUUUUCAGGCCCUCUGGCCAGAUUAUCUUAAAGACGUCCUCUGGCGAUUUUCUAACUUUUACUGUUGAAAAGCGAUAUCCCAAGUAUACUUACAGUAAAGUACACACAAUAAAGGGUAAAAAUAAUAGAGGAACAAAAGAGGAAAGCCCACCCCCCCUACUUAUGCUACGUUAUGACUUACCUGGACCACCUAUUGAGAUGUGCCUUUUAAGCCUUUUAAAUAAAUCAGGUGUUAAAUGAGGUGAAAAGGAGACUGGAGUUCAGCUUUAACGUUCAAUUAACUACACUCAAAUCUGGCCAUUGAAAAUGGGGGCUUGUAGAUCAUGUUUGUUUUUUAAAAUGAUAUUUUCUCAUUUUGUUUUGUAUAGACCAUUAGAUGUGGUACAACCGCAGUUUGCGUACACGGUUCUGUGCUCUGGAAGAUACCAUGAGGAGUUAUGUAAUGAAUAUGCUGGGUUGGAUUUCAUUCACCUUUUUGAAUAAAGAUGUUACUCACCGUGA